Messenger RNA from Mercenaria mercenaria, 2711 nucleotides. RefSeq names its product prostaglandin E2 receptor EP4 subtype-like. NCBI's taxonomy places the organism in Eukaryota, Metazoa, Mollusca, Bivalvia, Venerida, Veneridae. Bases 528 to 2141 code for a protein of 537 amino acids. The record is from RefSeq and is a predicted model, not a curated record. The transcript is spliced from 5 exons. Gene Ontology annotation, molecular function: thromboxane receptor activity. Gene Ontology annotation, biological process: positive regulation of cytosolic calcium ion concentration; adenylate cyclase-activating G protein-coupled receptor signaling pathway; inflammatory response. Gene Ontology annotation, cellular component: plasma membrane.
UAAUUGUUUAUACGAAGUGAGAUAGCAGUGUUCAGCUAAACUUCGAAAUGUUCAGCAAGGGUAAUAGUGAACGUUUGCACUAAUGACAUAUUACGUAUUCUAAAAUGCGAGAUAUUUUCGGAUAAUCUGCAUAAAUGUGUAUUUGCCUAAUGUGCAAAAUCGGGUUUCUAGCAUUUGUAUUCUUCUUUUGACAUAACAGAACAAUGUUUUCAUUCUAAGAAUGUGAUUUACGAGUUUACAAGUGAAUAGAUAUACCGUUUACGGUAUUCUCAUAAAUAUGAUCACCUGUGGAUUUUUUUCAUCGGUUUAUUAACAGGAAUUAGCAUAGGUAUUAUGUCGCAAGGUUCCAUUGAAGUAUUGGAAAUAUUGGCUCAGUGACGAACAAAUGAUUUAGCGUUCUUCGUAGGUUGAGUGAUAAAGCAUCAUAUAUAAAUUCAGACAGUAUUGGAAUUUAUUUCAUCGCACUUGCUUGGUAUUAUACAGACUACCAGCAGUUAAUCUUUCAGGUUUUUAAAAGAAAGAGGAAGAUGUGUAACCAUUCUAGCAAUUUUACUGAUUUUACCAAGUGCUCAACAAGUCCAGCUGGUGCCACUAUUUUAUCACCAGUGUUUAUGUCCCUCACGGGAGUUCUAGGAAACAUUUUAGCUUUAUUUAGUCUUUACAAAACCCGCACAGACGUACGGACAACAAAGUUCUACAGUCUAAUAAUUGGUCUAGUAUGGACCGAUCUGCUUGGAAUUUUAAUGACGUCACCAUCUGUUAUCAUUUCUUACAUCAAUCGGCGCCAAUGGAUCGGUGGAGAUGCACACUGCCGGUUCCAUGGAUUCACAAUGGCAACAUUUGGACUUGCAACUCCCCUUAUCAUUUGUGCUAUGGCAGUGGAAAGAUUUCUGGCCUUAAAAUAUGUAUUCUUUUACUCAAGCCGUUGUCGCACGGGUACUGCACGAGGCUGUAUUCUUAUUAUAUGGUUUGGCGUUAUAUUAUAUUCGUUAUUGCCUUUGUUCGGCUUUGGAAGUUUUGAAAAGCAGUAUCCGGGAACAUGGUGUUUUGUAGAUUUCCAUUCUGAAAACAUUGCCUCAAAAGUUUAUGGAUACAUAUACGCGUGUACAAACAUAAUUUUGAUUACGACGAUUGUGUUUUGUAAUGCUUAUGUCGUCGUUACAAUAUUUAAAACGAGGUUCAGACGAGACAGUGAAAGUGUAUUUGCUGUAAGUCAUCCUUUACCAGAACAUACCAGACUUGUGACUGCGCGGAAUCUGCGGAAGAAGUCUAGUGAUGCUGAGAUACAAAUGAUCGUGUUGCUGUGUGCAUUAACAGUAGUUUUCAGUUUGUGCUGGGCACCAUUAAUGAUAAGGAUAAUAAUGACACAGGCUACAGGGAUAAAGAAUGUCUUGUUAGACCUUGCGGCUGUUCGGCUUGCCAGUCUAAAUCAGACACUCGAUCCAUGGUUAUAUAUACUGUUGAGGAGAUCUACUUGUUUGAAAAUCACUGGAGGAGUGAGACGUAUUAAAACUAAGUGUUUGAAGGUGGUAAGGACAAGAUUCCAUGAUGAUAGAUUAAUAAGAGAUAGAGAUGCACAAAACAACGGCAUGAACUCUCUAAACGACAAACACUGUGACCUUGUCGGCUUCCAUCAUAUUCAAGAUGAAAGUCUAAAAAACAAUAACGGAAGCCAAAAGAAUAUUUCUUCGCCAGAUGUUAUGCAAAAUGUUGGAGGUGGUAAUAUGACUCCAUUGCCAGAUGUAACAAGUACUUUAGUAGACAAAGAAAACAAAGAUUCUCGUUAUGUUUGCCACUUUCAGUUUGGAAGAUCCGUGUCACCAAAAGAAGAAGAUGGCAUGUAUGUGAAAAUUUUAUAUGUGCAAAAUAAUUCUACAACUAAUACGUACAAUGAAAAAACUUCCGAACCACCAAUAUUGUAUUACCAAAACACACUUGGACGUUUUACAGAUAAGUUGAAAUUUCCUGUUGAAUAUACGACCUGCGGUAAUUGCCAUGCGAAGAACUCGGAUAUGGGUACCAAAGAAACAUCAUUAUCUCAAGAUACCAACGCAGAAUUCCAUUCGGAGAAUACCCAGAAUCCCUCGCAUGCAAGAUGUGUUCAUGAAAGUUUGAGAAAAACAAAAUCCAACAAUAAAUAGAUCAGACCUAACUCCGCCAACGACUGAUCAGAACCAGCACAUUCAAUGUCUGGAUCAUCAUGCAGUUCACUCGACGUGGCAUGGUUAUACAUAUAUAUGUUGCAUUGAAAAGUCGCACCGCGCUAUGACAUGAGACAUAUAUAGACGACACAUUGUGAUUGUCAAAGUGCUGAAAUUAAUAUGCUGGACAUGAUAUGCAUAAAACAUUAUUAUUUGACUUGUUUUUAUAAUACAUUCCAUAUAAAAGCUGAACUUUUACUGGAUACGUUUAGGUGAGGGGUGUUGCACUUUCCAUUACCUCUCAUGAACAGACUCGAUCAAACCAAGUCUGCUGUUUGCUUGUUUGCAUUCUAUGCCUUCAAAGUGUUUUCUCACAGUUUAUAUUACAGUUGUUGUGUCCCUUUUGAAUUCGCAAAUGACCUUUGUAUUAAAUAUGUUAUGAUAUCGUAACCAUGAACAGAUGUUAUGAUAUUGUAUCGUAGCUAUGUACAGAUACUAAAAUGAUAAUGAGUAUAUUUUGCUUAUAUCUAAAUGUAUAUUUUAUGAAUAAAAUGCAAGUUGAAAUCUAAA